Messenger RNA from Sarcophilus harrisii (Tasmanian devil), 531 nucleotides. Its product is annotated as trichosurin-like. NCBI's taxonomy places the organism in Eukaryota, Metazoa, Chordata, Mammalia, Dasyuromorphia, Dasyuridae. The coding region runs from base 1 to 531 and encodes 176 amino acids. The transcript is spliced from 6 exons. Gene Ontology annotation, molecular function: small molecule binding. The record is from RefSeq and is a predicted model, not a curated record.
AUGAGGCAAAUGAAGCUUCUGCUGCUAAUUAUAGGAUUGGCCCUGGUCAGAGGCACCCAUGACCAUGAGGAGCACCAUGAAAAUCUUAUAGGAUCCUGGCACACUAUUGCAGUAGCUGCAAAUAAUACAGCAAAGAUCAAGAAGGGAGGUCCCUUUAGACUCUCUCUCCACCAAAUCAUGGCAAAGGGUGACAAGUUAUAUGGAGAAUUUUCAGAAAGGAAAAAUGACAAAUGUAUUUGGCACUUUCUGGAAAGUCACAAGACAGACAAAGAGAAUCAGUAUGUAUCAAUAUACUCGGGGGCAAACAUUUUCUACUUCACCCAUGUGAAGGCUGAUGAAUAUAUUAUGGCAACCUUAUAUAACUAUGAUGCGAGUGAUGUAACUUUAGUAUUAAUGCUCGUUGCCCGCCACCCAGAUGUGAAAGAAGAAAUCAAAAAGAAAUUUAAGGAACUUUGUUUAAACAAUAAUCUUAAUGAAGAAAACAUUGUAUACUUCACCAGAUAUGAUCAAUGUGAGGAGCUCGCCCCAUAA